AUGCUCCGGGAGAUUCUCCUUCGCCUCCCGCCGCGCCCUUCCUCCCUCCCGCGGGCCUCCCUCGUCUCCAAGCGUUGGCUCAGCCUCGUCGCCGAUCCCCAAUUCCAACGCCGCUUCCGCGACCACCACGGCAAGCCUCCUCUCCUUGGCUUCUUCGUCGACGACAAUCGCUCCUGUCCGUUUGUCCCAAUGCUGGGCCGACCGGAUCGCAUCCCCCGCGCUCGCUUCUCCAUCCCUCCCAACAAGGACGACCGCAUCCCCCGCGCUCGCUUCUCCAUGUCUCCCAACGGGGACAACCGCAUCGUCGACUGCCGCCACGGACUUGUACUUUUCCUCGGCCGCGGCCCGCCGCACCACCUACUUGUGUGGGACCCCGUCGCCCGCGAGCAGCGCCGCCUGUUCCUCCCACCAGAGCUGGACUUCUUCAACGCAGCGGUGCUUCGCCCUACCCGUGGCCAUUUCCAGGUGGCCCUGAUAACAUAUGCAGGAAUGACAAGAUUUUCCGCAUGCCUUUACUCAUCGGAGACUGGCAUAUGGGGCAAUAUCAACUCACUGGAGCUGGAAUCGUAUAUACUACCUUUGGAAGGAGCCAGUACUUUGAUUGGGAAUUCCUUUUGCUGGUUACUUACGGGUCGUUAUCGCCAUGUCAUACUUGAGUUUGAUCUGGAUACACAGAGCCUAGCUGUGACAGAGCUGCCACCACUCGAAGGCGACCAAGAAUUAAGGAUUGUACCUGCCCAAGAUGGUGGGCUUGGCUUCAUCCAUGUCUCACAAUUCCAUGCCCAAUUAUGGAAGAGAAAGCCUGAUUCUGAUGGUUUGGCUUUGGCUGUAUGGGUGCUCGAUAAAGCUAUUGAAUUUGAGGAGCUCAGAUCAACUUACAAGGGAGACUCCAUCACUUUAGUGGGGUUUGCUGAGGAGAGUAAUGCAGUCCUUGCACUGACAGUUUCUGGUGUCUUCAUGGUCAACCUCCAGUCAGUGGAGUUUAAGAAAAUUUCCAAUGUGAGGUCCAAUUUUUCCUAUUAUCCAUUUGCAUGUUGCUAUGCUGCAAGUAAUAACAAGCCUUCAUAUAAUUUACUUCACAGUGUUAUAAAUAAAUUUAAUUUUUACUAG
Molecule: messenger RNA, 1110 nt
Organism: Aegilops tauschii subsp. strangulata
Lineage: Eukaryota; Viridiplantae; Streptophyta; Magnoliopsida; Poales; Poaceae
Product: F-box protein At5g03970-like
Molecular function (GO): protein binding
Source: RefSeq, a predicted model, not a curated record